GACGCACCCGCUCCCAAGUCGACUCGAUCUCCCCAAGCAGCAGCAGCCAUGUCAGACCUCUGUGUUGGAAUCAACGGUUUCGGCCGCAUUGGCCGCCUGGUCCUGAGGGCGUGCCUCCAGAAGGGCAUCAAGGUGGUGGCCGUCAACGACCCCUUCAUCGACCUGGAGUACAUGGUCUACAUGUUCAAGUAUGACUCCACCCACGGCCGCUACAAGGGCGAGGUCUCCCAUGAAGGAGGCAAGCUCAUCGUGGAUGACCACGAGAUCUCUGUGUUCCAGUGUAUGAAGCCGACUGAGAUCCCCUGGGGCAAAGCUGGAGCCAAGUAUGUUGUGGAGUCCACCGGAGUCUUCCUCAGUGUGGAGAAGGCCUCUUUUCACCUGCAGGGUGGCGCGCAGCGUGUGGUCGUCACCGCCCCCUCCCCCGACGCUCCAAUGUUUGUCAUGGGAGUCAACGAGGACAAAUACGACCCCUCCUCCAUGACCAUUGUCAGCAAUGCCUCCUGCACCACCAACUGCCUGGCGCCCCUGGCCAAAGUCAUCAAUGAUAACUUUGGCAUUGCUGAGGCUCUCAUGACGACGGUCCACGCCUACACCGCCACCCAGAAGACGGUGGACGGUCCCAGCGCCAAGGCCUGGCGUGACGGCCGCACUGCCGCCCAGAACAUCAUCCCGGCCUCCACCGGUGCCGCCAAGGCAGUCGGCAAAAUCAUCCCCGAACUCAACGGCAAGCUGACGGGCAUGGCCUUCAGGGUGCCGGUGGCCAACGUGUCGGUGGUGGACCUGACGUGCCGUCUGACCAAGCCUGCGUCUUACGCUGAAAUUAAAGCAGCCUGCAAGAAGGCCUCCGAGGGACCCCUGAAGGGAAUUCUUGGUUACACCGAGGACCAGGUGGUGUCCUCUGACUUCAUCGGUGACACCCACUCCUCCAUCUUUGAUGCCUGUGCCGGCAUCUCGCUCAACGACAACUUUGUCAAGCUCAUUUCCUGGUAUGAUAAUGAGUUUGGCUACAGCCACCGUGUCGCUGACCUGCUGCUGUACAUGCACUCCAAGGAGUAGACCUUCUCUCCAGAAAGGGACCACCCCCACUCCCCACACCCUCUUCUCUUACACACAGGCGCCACCUAGAGUCGAGUCAUAGCAUCACAGCCCUUAGCUCUACACCAGUAUACGUAGGCAGAGUGUUGAGUGUUCUGAGUUUGUCUGUUUUUCCUUUCAUGUCGGUCGGUGACAGUAUUUGUGUGCGUGUGCCCCCCCCCCACACACUUUAGAUGUGUCCUCAUGGCUCAGUGCUGUGGUAACUACUGUAUCCAUCCCCCUGUUGUGUGUUUUAAAGCGUAAUCACCAGUGGGAAGAGGAAGCUGAGAGGCAGAGCUACUUGCUGCUCCGCUCAAGAGUAUUGAAACAAAAAUAAAAUUUAAGAACCUCAAA
Pseudoliparis swirei is the source of this 1428-nucleotide messenger RNA. It is a transcript of the gene gapdhs, whose product is annotated as glyceraldehyde-3-phosphate dehydrogenase, spermatogenic. The transcript is spliced from 11 exons. Lineage: Eukaryota; Metazoa; Chordata; Actinopteri; Perciformes; Liparidae. The record is from RefSeq and is a predicted model, not a curated record. Gene Ontology annotation, biological process: glucose metabolic process. Gene Ontology annotation, molecular function: oxidoreductase activity, acting on the aldehyde or oxo group of donors, NAD or NADP as acceptor; NADP binding; NAD binding. Bases 49 to 1056 code for a protein of 335 amino acids.